AUGCUUUCUGACAAGGAGGUCCGAUGGAUCCCUUGGAAGUACCGCUUAAGCCCCCGGGCGCAAGAAGAUAGUCUCCUCGUCCGGCCUAGGAAACAGGCCCGCUUUGACCUCACAGAGCUUUUUCUCGACGAGGCUCCUACCCGCGAUAUACAUGAAGGCCCCGCUUCCUUUGGCCUCGUCACCCAGCUUCUGUCACUAGCGGCCAAUGCCAUCGCGCUUUGCCAAGGUGCACACCUGGGCUCUCUGAAGCUUUAUAACAAACGCUUCAUGAGGAUCUGCUUCACCAAGUACGAGGCCGCGGCCAGCUUACGAGGACCCACCACCAUGGAAGCCCAGGCCGCCGACCGCCGCUGUUGGGAAAUCAUAGCCGACUUAGUCAACGUGCACCAUUGGAAGCUGGAUGAUGCGCUUCACGAAGUUGCUGAGGUGCGCUCUGAUUUGCACAGCUUACUCGCCCCGAGGCCUUUCAUUCCCAAGCCCAAGUUCGACCCGGACAACAGCUGGAAGGCCCGCUUUACGGGCAACGGCCGAGGCGGCAAGGGUGGCGGCCGUGGCGGCAAAGGCCGUGAUGGCAAAGGCGAGAAAGGCGAUCGCUUUGAGAGGGGUGGCAAAGGGGGCAAGGGCAAGGACAACAAACAAGCCACACCCACCGGCAAGUACCAAAGCGGACAGUGCAAGGACCCGGCCACCUGCCGCUACCUUCAUCGAUGCGCAGUGCCAAAGAGUGACGGCACAGCGUGCGGGGGCAACCACCCAGUAGGUUUAACGAGUUCGGGAGUGUUGGCGCAACCACCGCCUGCCGAUGCGCAGAAAUGUGAACAUCUAGCUUACGAAAUUAUGUCGCGCCGCCAGCCUGGUGAGCUCACGGCCGAUGACAUGUUCGAAGUCCUGUCACAGACACCCGAAGUCCUUCCAGCCAGGGCCCGAGGUAUCCAAACGGAGGACUCUCACCAGUGGUUCUCCGGAGGCUACAGCCAUGGUCCAAUGGUCGGUGUCCGAAACUCAACUCUGCGCUGCCCUUGGACCACCGCCUUGGCAUGCCGGUAUGUACGCGAGCAGGCUCCGUGGCACAGGUUUGGAGCGAUAGCAUUCACGGUGAACCUUCUGGCUGAGCCACAUGUGGAUGCUCAUAACGACCCUAACUCUAACAACCUUGUGCUGCCUAUUACGUCGUUCAAACGAGGUGGCCUGUGGCUUGCUGACAAAGCAGGCAGCUCGCCGAGGACCAUAGACGGCACACGAGUGAUGGGCACGGUGCUUUCCUUUGACGGCGGGGGAAUUUGCUUCAACCCACGUGUGCCUCAUGCGACUGAGCGCUGGGAAGGAGAUCGUGCUGUACUAGUUGCAUUCCUCCCGGGAGGUUUGGACGAGCUCGAGCAAUGUGACCGGGCGAUCCUGGACGAGCUCGGCUUCGUCACAUCUGCUUGUGCCACUACCAAUGCAGCCUCUCAGCCCGUGAAGUUUACAGCUGAGUUUGGUGUCAGGUGGUCGCCCGAGGAGUUCGUCGAGCAGGCCACUAGCAUGGCCCUCCCGGAAGACAUUGAUCUUCUGGAAGAUGAUGUCCAGGAGGCUAGUGUGGAGAAGCUUUCUCAUGAGGCGGUGCCUUUUCCUGUCAGGGAAUCUGUUGGAGAGGCAUCCUCUUCGCGCGACUGUGCGCAUCGUGCCAAGAAGGCCAGAGCAAGCGUUACCCUGGGAGCCUGCUUUCGAGAUGUUGUCAAUUUCAACCUUGUGGAAACUGACGCUGCGCUUGAAGAAGUCAAAUGGACCAGAGCUUUAGAAAUGUGGCUAUUCGUGAUCAUGGAGGACUCCAGCUGUUCUGCGAUAGGAUCACGGAUUAGCCGCAAAAACGGAGCUGAUGCCAUGAAGUGCCUUCGUGAACUCUUCGGGAAGAAAGCAUCCAGUACCGUCGCAAAGCGUGGGAGUGCAAUGCAGAAGUUCGUUGUGUGGAUACACAAAGCUUGCCCAGGCGAGUGUGCCCUGCCUAUCACUUCAAAGCGUGUCGAUGAUUACAUCGAGCAACUACAGGAAGCUAAGGUCCGACCUGGAUCUUUCACAAGCUUUACUGAAGCUGUCAAUUUCUCAGUGCAUGUCGUUGGCUUGCCUUUCGAUUGUGCCGGAUCUCUGAGGAACCCUUUCUCAGGAAAGCAGUUGUUCAGUCCUUGGGCUCGUGGGGCUGUUGCGCUGGAGAUACAGAAGAAAGCAGAGAGGAGGCAGAGCGCUGUCCUAACCACUGACAGCGUUCUUUACCUUGAGGCUUUCUUGAGCGACGAGGAUGAAGAUUUAGUCGACCGUUACGCUGCAGGAUGCAUGCUCUUCAGUUUGUUCAGCCGUAGUCGCAUUAGUGAUCUCAGAAAGGUCAAGGAUUGGAUUUUGGAUUUUGAUUGUUUGCAAAGCCACGGGCAAGGUUUCCUUGAGUGCAGCACUCGCAGUCACAAGACUGAAAAGGACGUUGCGGCCAUUGGUCUUGCCAUGCCCCUUGUUGCACCGGCUGUCGGCUUGGGUAAGGUGAGCUGGGCUGUUACAUUCAGCAAGGUUGCUUCUGCAGUAGGUUUGGGGUUCGUAGGUCGGCCUGAGGGGCCUUUGCUGCCCGCUCCGGACGUUACCGGAGGAUGGUUGUCCAGGUCGGUGACCACCUCCGAAGCUGGCGCUUGGCUCUGCAAGAUUCUUGAUAAGGGAGGGCAGCCAUCCCAAGGGAUCACAGGUCACAGCUUGAAAAGCACUACACUGACCUGGGCCUGUAAAUUUGGUUUCGAUAAGUAUUCCCGGUUACAACUUGGACACCAUGCCACUGGCGAAGGAACAUUGCACACCUAUGGCCGAGAUUACUUGGCGCCUGCCCUCAGGCGCUACGAUGAAAUGUUGGCUGCAAUCCGAAACGGAACAUUCUUCCCGGACCUUACGCGCUCGGGUCGCGUGCGAGCCGCUGCACAAGUUCCGAAGGUGGAGGUCUCUGAUGAUGAAGUGCCUGAUCUCGGGUUGACCAGCUUCGCUUCAGAAGGUUCUUUUGAGGCCAUUGGUGUAGCAUCCGCCGGAGAGAAGAGUGAUGAAGAUCAGGUUGCAGCACCCACUGACCAUGAGCUGUCCUCCUCGGACAGCAGUAGCUCGCAGGACGAAGUCGUUGCAGGCAGGGACCACCCCGACUUGGACAACGACGAGAUGGCGUGUGCAGUCGCCCGUCCCAAGCCAAGUUGGGAACCUGGAUAUGUCAUGUACAAACAUGUUAGGACACAGGUCGUUCAUCUUUGCGCACAAGGCAGUUCGACCGGAGUUUUUGCGUGUGGGCGGAAGGUGACGUCCGAUUUCAAGGAGGUCGCCCAAACUAAAUUUUUGUCGUUUCGGAAGUGCAAGACCUGUGAAGGGGCAAAGCCGCUCCGCGAUCCAGGAGCAUUGGCCGAGGCCGUUAACGCUAUGAUGCAGCGAAAGUCGGCUGCAGAGAGUUUGUGA
This is a messenger RNA of Symbiodinium sp. CCMP2592, 3444 nucleotides long. The record is from the annotation of a GenBank genome assembly. NCBI's taxonomy places the organism in Eukaryota, Dinophyceae, Suessiales, Symbiodiniaceae.